AUGGGCAACCAAAUGAGUGUCCUCCAGAGAGCGGAAGACCAAGAGAAUGAGUCAGAGACGGACACCCCCAAGGUGGCCGCUGGGAGCGAGUGUGAGCAAAACGGGGUGCCAGUGGUGCUGUCCACCCACACCAUCCAAUACUACGACGAAGUCGAUCUGGGGAUCAGCCUCCAGCAGGAUAAUGUGGCCGCUUCUUCCUCCGAGACAACGGGGCUCCGCGCGGGUGAGGAUGCCAGCGCCGAGGACCUUGGGAAAGAGGCCAAUCCCGAGCCACCAGCUGCUAAAUCGCGUUUUUUCUUGACGCUCUCUCGGCCUGUACCAGGACGUGCCGGAGACCAAGCCACGGAUUCAUCCCGGGAGUCCGUGACGCCUGAUGUCAGCCCCGCCGAAGCUGCGCCGAACAAAGGCGCGAGUGAGAGCCGGGCACUUCCGACAGCAGCUGCAGGCGGGGGCGCCCGGGAUAAAACCCCCGAGCAGGCCCCGAGCGCGGCCACUUGGGGACCAGAGCCUCUCCCACCUGGGUCGGGGGGCGCAGCCCCGUCCAAGCCCAAGGACUCCAGCAUUUUUGACAAACUCUUCAAACUGGACAAGCGACCGGAAAAGGCACCGAGUGACAGGAUACAGGAGGCGCAGAGGGCGGAGCCCCUGGACCAGGCGGACGGAGCGGACCAGGCGGACGGCAGCCGGGGACGCCGCGGCCGCCAUGCCCCUGCGGAGGCGGACGUAGUUGACAUCGAGGGCAGAGAAGGACAGGAAGUCAGAGCUGUGAGCGACUCUCUUCCUGGGGACCCAGCAGAACUGGAGGCUGUAAAGGAGGACCCCCAGACGACAAACAUAGCAGAGAAUAAUAAUCCCAUCAUGAGCUUCUUUAAAACUCUGGUCUCACCUAAUAAAGCUGAAGCAAAAAAAGAUCUGGAAGAGCCGGCAUGCAAAGCAGAAAUUGUCUGUGAUGGCCAGGUUGGGCAGAAGACACCGGAGAGCCACGCUAAAGGCGCCAAGAAAAAGCACCUGGACAGCCCCAGGCUGGGACUCGCCUUUAGGAAAUUCUUUAGGCAGAAGGUCUGUAUCUUGUUAAACGAGCAGGAAAGAGAACCCUGGUCUGCACAGGAGCUGUGGUCAGUUAAAGAGGAGUCAGUCCCCACAGGUUCAGAGGAGAAUGAGGUGUGUGAAUCGCCAUUAGAGGUUGCAAAGUCCGAAGAAGUAGAAUCAGCCUUACAGACAGUGGAUCUCAACGAAGACGGUGACACUCCACCAGAACCCACAGAAUUAAAACCCAAAAGAGAAGAACGCAAACCACAGAAAACCUCCAUCCUGGCGUUUUUCAGACAAAUGUCAGUGACGGGGGAUGGAGGGGUCACCCACCCGGAGGACUCAAAUGGGAAAGACACCGACGACCAAACAUCAAACUCAACAGAGAAGGCCACCACACCUCCAGAGCCAGAACCUCCAGUGGCAACCCCAAAGGGCAGAGAGGGUUCGAUCAAGGACAAGAAGGCAGCAGUCGAGGUGAACAAGCAGAAGAGCAACAAGCCGGAAGCCAAAGAAGCACCCCACUGUGAGCCGGCCGCGGUAGAGGUGAACUCACUGCAGAACGGCGAAAAGGCCCAGAAGAGACCUGAGAGACGGCGGCAAUCCCUCGGCGGAUUCCUCAAGGGCCUGGGGCCGAAGCGGAUGUUGGAUGCGCAAGUGCAAACAGACCCAGUGUCCAUCGGACCAGCUGGCAAAUCCAAGUAAACAAAUCACUGCAGCCCCGGGGCUCCCGCCCCCGAGAUGUCUUCUCCCCUCCACCCCCCAGUGUACAUACUCUGUCUCCCCAUGGUGAUCGAGUGAAAAUCCACCUACAAAUUAGCCUGAGCUGUUGUAUAUUAAGGUGUAUUAUUUAUGUCUCUGGUCCAGUCUUACCUGGUAAAUGCUGUAAAGAUGGUCGGGCAGGUUGGCGAGUGAGGUCCCAGGAGGUGAAGGUUGCCAAGCAGGGGAUGGGGGGGCAGAUGCCUUGGCGUUGAGGGGUGAAACAUGGUGGUCACAAGUAGUUGCCUGUUGGGAGGAAUUGAGCACGAAGAGGGAGAUGAAAAUCCCUUUGUUUCAAUUCACAUUUGAGGAGCAAGAUCUGGGGCCUGUCGGGAGGUUGCCAAUUUCUUGGGGUGGAAUGGGGCGUGGGGGCUCGGAUGAAAAACGGGGUGAGUAAGAGUUGGUUUUCCAAUAGGACCCUUGAAAGUGAUUGAGGAGAGGGUAGCGAUUGACUGGAAAGGGCUCGAAAUGAUUUGGGAAAACAACGGCUUUGGGAAGUUGGGUGAGAAGAGCAAGGAUUUUACUUCAAAAAGACAAAAAAAAAAAAAAGCCGGAAACAAAAUAGACCAAAUUGCACGUUUACUUGGCUACACCAGAGGGCGCCCAGGGCGCCCCUGAACCGGCUCGCUGUAUCUAUCCCUAACCGAGAUUUGGUCGCGAUCUUACAUUAUUAAUGUUUCUCAGAUGGCUGAGGGCUUGCUUCAUCUGUUCUGUCUGACACUUAUCUCAAGUCUGUCUGUAAUUCCCUAAUGUGCUCUGGAUGUGUUCUGAUAAAGCCCAUCCCGUAAUCCCAGUUAAUAAACAUUUACAGAAGAUGAUUCAAAUACCUGAGAUUUUUAAUACGUGUACAGGUGAAUAAACAGGACCACGAGUCCAUUCAAGUGGAAUUCAAAGUAGCACGUGAUUGACUGAUACCUUGCUCACUGUAUCUUGCUUUUUCUGACUUAAUAAAAAAAAUACAUGUACAUGGAAA
Condylura cristata (star-nosed mole) is the source of this 2761-nucleotide messenger RNA. It is a transcript of the gene BCAS1, whose product is annotated as breast carcinoma amplified sequence 1. Bases 1 to 1734 code for a protein of 577 amino acids. The record is from RefSeq and is a predicted model, not a curated record. Lineage: Eukaryota; Metazoa; Chordata; Mammalia; Eulipotyphla; Talpidae. Gene Ontology annotation, biological process: myelination. The transcript has 11 exons.